Molecule: messenger RNA, 2208 nt
Organism: Truncatella angustata
Lineage: Eukaryota; Fungi; Ascomycota; Sordariomycetes; Amphisphaeriales; Sporocadaceae
Product: plasma membrane fusion protein PRM1
Exons: 1
Coding region: 1-2208 (735 amino acids)
Cellular component (GO): mating projection tip
Source: RefSeq, a predicted model, not a curated record
AUGGAGUCCAUCAAGCGAAAGCUUGAUAUCUUACCCGGUACUCUCAGGAGUCAGCCUGUAGAUUCCCGAUCAUUUAGCGAAAAAGCGAACACAUCAUCCUCGGACAUAUGGCAGAGGAAUGGAACAACACCCUAUCUUGGACUUCAAGCUCGUCUUUCGCAAGUAUGGUUCAACAGGUGGACCGUUUUGCUGCUCCUAGUCUUGGUACGAGUUUUACUACUCAUUGGGAGUUUGAACGACAACCUUGGAGAUGCAAAAGUCAAAGCACUGUCAGCAUGUACGAAAGUGGAGGAUGUCGGGAGUGCCAUGGCAUCUAUGCCUCACUACCUAUCUGUCGGCGUCAACCGCCUGGCGGCAUCAGGCAUAACUGAUGUUGUCCAUGGGAUGAUGAAAGUCUUGGAUAUGAUCCUUACAGCUGUUCAGGAGCUCAUCCUUUUCGUCAUCAACAUGAUGACCUCGACAUAUACUUGUCUUAUUGCUGCAGCGGUACACGGAGGUCUAAAUGUCACGGCAGUAGUUGUUACCAAAUCAACGGAUGCCCUCAACGACGUAUUCCCAGCAGUGGCAGACGACCUUGGAAGCGUAACCGACGGCGUCAACAAAGCAAUCGAUGAAGCUUGGAGCUGGAUUGAUGGUCUCUCCGGUCUAUUUGGCGGCAAGCCCAGCAAACCCGAUAUUGAUAUUUCUGCCGACCUCGACAAAAUCAAGAAUUUCAAAAUUGAUUCGUCCGGGUUCGUUUCCGACCUCGACAAGCUGAAUGACGACCUGCCCACGUUCAAGGAAGUGCAGAACUUUACAGCGCAAGCGGUGGCUUUCCCAUUCAAUCUGCUCAAGCAAGUCCUCAACGACACUUACGGCGACUGGAAAUUUGACGAAUCCGUUUUCCCGGUAGCUCAAAAAGAAGCUCUGUCGUUUUGCUCCGAGAACUCUGCGCUCAGCGACUUUUUCGAAAACCUGUUUGAACUAGUAGCCAAAGCCAAAAUUGCCUUCAUCGUGGUGCUUGCUUUGCUCGCUAUUUUAGUAUGCGUUCCCAUGGCUUGGUGGGAAAUCCGAAGCUGGCGGCGUCUCAAGGAUUACCAGACCACAUUUGUUCAGAGAAAAUUCGACGAAACCGACAUGAUGAUGAUGAGCUCAAGGCCAUUCCCCUCGAAAGUAGGACUCAGGUUCUCGGACUGGCUUACUGGCAACAAAGACCAUGGGUCUCACGCUGACCCAAACUCGUCGCAACAAAAGCGAGAGACUCUGACGCGUUGGGCUGUUGCUUACGGUACGACUCUGCCGGCGCUUUUCGUACUGUCUCUUGCGAUUGCCGGGUUCUUCUCUUGUCUCUGUCAAUACAUCAUUCUUGCGGGUGUAGAGAAAGAAGUCCCGGCUCUAGCGAAUCAAGUCGGCGACUUUGCAGGCGAAGUUGUCACAUCUCUACAACGCGUAUCAGAGAACUGGGCAAACGACGCGAACGGUGUCAUGACCAAGCACAGCGACGAGAUCAACAACGAUGUCCUCGGCUACGUGGUGAAUGCCACCGACGCUGUCAACGAUACCCUUAAUGUCUUUACCGACGAGAUGGAUAAAGCCCUGACAACGGCGUUCGAUGGCACCGUUCUGAUGGACCCUAUCAAGGAGGUAGUUUACUGUCUGAUCGGCCUAAAGGUCGAAGCUGUACAGAAGGGCCUGACGUGGGUUCAUGAUCACGCUCACGUCACCUUCCCAUUGUUUCCGAACGAUACUUUCUCAACCGGAGCAGCGAAGUCAAUCGAUGGCGACUCUGACCUCACCUCUUUCCUGGCCUCCCCAAGUUCAGUAAGCACUGACGAAGUGACUGGCGCGGUGACCUCGGUAACAACCCACAUCCGCAACAACAUCAUUCAGGAGGCUUUGAUUUCGACCGCCCUUCUUCUCGUGUACGUCUUGGUCGUCUUGAUCGGCGUCAUGCGGAUGCUAGUCGGCAUGGCCGGUCUAGGUUACGAAGCGAAAGGCAGCACGGGGGAGCCGACUACCGCUCCUCCAUACACAGUGCAGCCAGACUCCACGAUGAGGUCCGUCGGCGAGACCUCCGCAGACAGCAGGAAGGCCGAGUACGCCGACAAAGAUGGCGGCUUUGAGAUGCAAGACAAUCCGUUCGGGAGCGGCUCCUUCCAAACAGGCUCCGCCGCCCGCGUAGCACAACCCUCGGAUCUUCCGAGCUAUCAUCGCAAUCCUGGGCAAUAA